Molecule: messenger RNA, 1020 nt
Organism: Botrytis porri
Lineage: Eukaryota; Fungi; Ascomycota; Leotiomycetes; Helotiales; Sclerotiniaceae
Exons: 3
Coding region: 1-1020 (339 amino acids)
Cellular component (GO): cytoplasm
Molecular function (GO): guanyl-nucleotide exchange factor activity
Source: RefSeq, a predicted model, not a curated record
AUGGAAUUAUGGGCAUGUGGAUUCAAUGCUUGGAAUCAGCUGCAAUUCGAAGGAGGUCUUCCCGAUGAGCCUGAAGAUGUCUUCACUUUCAAACGAGUAUUGAGAGCAGAGGGAACUAUUAAGAUUCUUGGAACUUCUUUUUCGGCUUGCUUGGCAGUAAUAUCGAAUGGCUCCUCAGGUCUCCACGAAGAGAUAAAAGUUGCCGGUUCCCCAGAUGGCUUCUUACAAGCACAAUUAGAACAGAUUACUGCAAGGAAUAGCACUCAACCUUCAAACGAACAAACAGAUUUUGAAAAAUCAGAAGGUGUUGCAAGUAAGGCAACCGCAGCUGGAAACGACAAGAUUGCAGCUUCCACACCAACAACCCUAAUCCAAUACCCAUCUCUUUCCGCAUAUCUCUCCCAAGCCAGUCCGGAUUUCACAUUUCCCCUCCCGCACAUCACGCAACUCGUCUCCAACACCACCACCUUCACGGCCCUCACCCAAGAAGGAAAUGUUUACACCUGGGGCGACGAACGGUACCCCUCCUGUCUCGGCCGCGAACCCACCUCUUCAAAUCCAGCAUCUCAACCCACCCUCCUCACCUCUCUUAUCUCUCUCCCAACUGGAAAAAUCCACAAACUAUCUUCUUCCGGUCCCCUAACCGCCGCUCUUACCACAGGCCACGAUCUUUACAUAUGGGGACGUACCAAUACACCUUCUAUAAUUCCCGAACUCUCAGACAUCUCUUCAUUUUCAUACUCGGACGAUUACGAUCCCAUUCCACUCGAUAUCCACGGAGCCGACAUCCUCGAUUUCAGCAUUGGUGAGAACCACAUGCUGGUGCUGACGACGGAUGGAGAAUUGUGUGUCAUUGGAGAGAAUGGAAAUGGACAACUUGGCCUUGGAGAGGGGGAGAAAGAGAGAUGCGGGGAGUGGAGGUUGGUUGAUUUGGAGUUUGGGGAAGGGAGUACGAAGAAAUGUGUGGGCGUGCGGGCAGGGUACAAGUGUAGCUUUGCACUCGUGCAGGACUUCUCUUAA